Messenger RNA from Trametes versicolor FP-101664 SS1, 786 nucleotides. RefSeq names its product S-adenosyl-L-methionine-dependent methyltransferase. The transcript has 2 exons. NCBI's taxonomy places the organism in Eukaryota, Fungi, Basidiomycota, Agaricomycetes, Polyporales, Polyporaceae. The record is from RefSeq and is a predicted model, not a curated record. Bases 1 to 786 code for a protein of 261 amino acids.
AUGAAGCUCUCCGCCGCAUUUUCCAUCCUCCUUCAGCUCCGAUCCGCCAUUUGGGCGGGCUUCAUGCCCACCCUCUCGGCGAUCGUCAGGACCCCCUCCCUGCUCUGGCACCCGACCCAUCUCUCGCGCACCUUUAUGGCCCAUGUCUGGAAGGUGUACGGGAACGGUGCCGACGUGCGGGGGCGGCCCGCCAAGCAAGCCCUCCUCCCCGAAAAUGCCACCGGCGUCGUGCUCGACAUCGGAGCGGGUCAUGGCCAUACAAUUUUGUAUGUAGACCCGUCUAAGGUCACAAAAUACGUAGCGUUGGAGCCGAACCAACUCAUGCACGAGGAGCUCCGCGCGCUCGCCGCAACCAAAGGCUUCACCGAGGCCGCAGGAAAUCUGCUGCUGCUCCCCUACAGCGCCGAAGACACCGCCCUCAUCACCUCCGCACUCGGCGGGACGGGCGUGGCCGACACGCUCGUAUGCAUCCUCACUAUCUGCUCUAUCCCGGACCCCGAGCGCACGCUUGCGUCGCUUGUGCGCGACGUGCUAAAGCCGGGAGGCUCGCUGCUGUUCUACGAGCACGUCCUGAGCCCGCGUGCAGACGUUGCAUGGUGGCAGCGAUUCUGGACGCCCCUGUGGAGCAGGGCGUUUGACGGGUGCUGCCUUGACCGGCCGACGCAUGUUUGGGUGAAAAGAAUGGGCGUGUGGAAGGAAGGACGCGUGUGGGGGAACGAGGGCGAAGGCGAGGAGGAACAGCUGUUUUGGCAUCGCAUCGGUCGGUUUGUGAAGAAGGCGGACUGA